Molecule: messenger RNA, 2047 nt
Organism: Manihot esculenta (cassava)
Lineage: Eukaryota; Viridiplantae; Streptophyta; Magnoliopsida; Malpighiales; Euphorbiaceae
Product: ACT domain-containing protein ACR4
Exons: 8
Coding region: 424-1767 (447 amino acids)
Source: RefSeq, a predicted model, not a curated record
CUCCUCUCUCCUCGCAUUGGGAACUUUCUCUUUAAGUACUGAAUAUGUUACUGUUUCUGCAUAGAAACUGGAGUGGGAAAGAGCGCGUGGUAGAGAGAGAGAAAUACAGAGAAAGAGGGUUUUAUGGGUAUUUGUCUUCUUCUUGAAGUUGCAGGUUUUUGGAGUAUUGUGUCGGGCGGGGGUGUCCCAUUUCUAUAUAGGACUCUGAAUUUUUAGUUUUGGUGGGUUUGUUUCAACAUUUCAAUGGGAAAUAAUUGAAUAUAAUUGUAUAAAAAUAUUCUUGUUUCGUUUGUGUGAGAUAAGCGAGUGCUAAGAAAAUCUCUGGGUAUAUAUAUAUAGUUCAGUUCUUGUAUGUAUACAUACUCUGUAUUAAGUUAGACAAGAGAGAUUUGGGUAGGAGAUCACAAAUCAUCAAGAACUGUAAUGGACGCCAACAUGAGCUUUUCACAUGAUAUGGAUGAUGAGUAUGAGAAACUCUUUAGAAGAUUGAAUCCUCCCAGGGUUGUGAUUGAUAAUGAAUCUUGCAAGAAUGCAACAGUAGUAAGGGUAGACAGUGCAAACAAACAUGGAAUACUUCUUGAAGUUGUACAAGUCCUUACUGAUCUUAACCUUAUCAUAACUAAAGCCUACAUAUCUUCUGAUGGUGGUUGGUUCAUGGAUGUUUUUAAUGUUAAGGAUCAGGAUGGAAACAAGAUCACUGAUGAAGCAAUUCUAGGUUAUAUUCGAAAGUCUCUGGGGCCAGAGUCGUGCUUUGUAUCUUCUUUGAGAUCUGUUGGGGUUAAACCAUCUAUGGACCACACUGCAAUUGAGCUAACUGGAAGUGACAGGCCAGGUCUGCUAUCUGAAGUGAGUGCUGUUCUGGCUCACCUAAAAUGCAAUGUGGUUAAUGCAGAGGUCUGGACACACAAUACACGGGCUGCAGCUGUGAUGCAAGUAACUGAUGAGGAGUCUGGGUCUGCAAUUACUGACCCAGAGAGGCUAUCCAGGAUUAAGGAACUUCUCUGCAAUGUACUCAAGGGCAGUAACAAAUCUAGAGGAGCUAAGACUGUGGUGUCUCAUGGGGUCACUCAUACAGAGAGAAGGCUUCACCAAAUGAUGUUUGCUGAUAGAGACUAUGAACGUUCUGACGAUGAGGUCUUGGAUGAGAAUCAAAGGCCUAAUGUGAGUGUAGUUAAUUGGUAUGACAAGGACUACUCAGUGGUCACCAUAAGGAGCAAAGACAGGCCAAAACUCCUUUUUGACACAGUCUGUACUUUGACAGACAUGGAGUAUGUAGUUUUUCAUGCCAAUAUUGAUGCUGAGGGGCCGGAGGCUUAUCAGGAAUAUUAUAUCAGACACAUAGAUGGAUCCCCUGUGAAAUCAGAUGCUGAAAGGCAGAGAGUGAUACAAUGUCUUGAAGCAGCUAUUGAAAGAAGAGUUUCUGAGGGAUUGAAGCUAGAACUAUGUACAACGGACAGAAUUGGGCUGCUAUCUGAUGUUACUCGCAUCUUUCGAGAAAACAGCCUUACUGUGAGCAGAGCAGAAGUGACAACUAGAGAUGGCAAAGCUAUCAAUACAUUUUAUGUUCGUGAUGCGUCAGGUUAUCCAGUUGAUGCUAAAACCAUAGAUUCCAUCAGACAAGUAAUUGGCCAGACAAUACUUAAGGUGAAGAGCAAUCCUGAAGAGCUAAAGUCAGGAUCUCAGGAAUCACCCACUAGGUUUCUCUUUGGUGGUCUCUUCAAGUCAAGAUCUUUUGUCAACUUUGGAUUGGUUAGGUCCUAUUCCUGAUAGUAUUUUAGCUCACUUCCCCAUGUACAUUAACAUAUGUGGGAAUGAAAUGUUUAGGAACAGAGCCAUUUGUCUCAAGGAAGUAGAGAAAGCUGUAUAUUCAACCCUUUACUUCUCAUCAAGUUUCAUUUGUUACCGUUGGAUCCAAUCUGAUGUUGGAGCCAUGAAAAAAAGGCAAUAGAAAAUUACCAUAUUGAGCUCUGAGUUUUAACUUUUGUACAUAAUAUUUCUUAUUCUUCUAGUUCCAAUUGACCAUCUGACUGUUCUGUUCACUGUUCAA